ACUGAGUCAAAUGCGCGUAAAAGUUGUCCACUCCUCCUGCUCGUCCAUGAGCUCAUUUGGCUCCAGAUAUAAACACAGAGUUGUGUCUGUCCCCGCUGCGCUCCUCGGUCUCUUCACAACCAGCAGGCAGUUUGCUCCAACAGGCCGACCGACAGAAAGCAAGCAGGAGGGGACGAUCUCUGGCACAUUCCCCAGGAUGGAGGAUUCUCCAGGAUCCAAGCCAUCAGUGGCUGAGCUGGCUGGAAGGUUCAAAGGUCACAUUCUACCAAUGCCCACCUCAAAUAACGAGUUGUCAUUUCAAAGAAGACCUCCAUGUUCCCUAAAGUUGCAAAGUCAAAAAGAUGAUAAUGAAGAAUCCGAUCAGAAAACUAUUGUCUCACCAAAUCCCUUUAAAAUCAAGAUGAAGAACUCCUCCAUCAUUGAGAAACUUCAGGCCAAUCUUGCCUUGUCACCCACUGCUCUGCUGCCUUCACCCAAGAGUCCCGAGGCCAAACUCCAGCCAGCACCGUUGUCCCCGACCACACCCGGGAGCCCGCAGAGCCCCCUGAGCCCCACCCUGCGGCCCUCACAUCUGUCCAGUGAAGAGGAGGACCCAAUCAGCUUUGACAGCCCUCCUGAAGGCACCCCGCUGCCGAGCAUCAACAAGACUCGUGCACGGCUAUCAUUCAAAAGGCGCCCGCCCACGAGACAGCACAGGAGGUCAGCUGGAGAGGAGAGAGCCUCUGGGAUUGCUCUGUCCCCAUGUGAACUGUACAGCCCAAAAGAAAAUGGGGACACGGACCAGGUCUUCGAUUAUGGACCGCUGGAAAAUCUGAAAGAAGCUGAAGAGAAGGACAGGGACUGUGAAAAAACAGAGGAUGAGAUAGCAAGUGACCCAGAUGACAGCGGAGAUUCAGAGAAGGAGCCGGGAGCACAACAAGCCCAGAACUUUGAGGCUUCGGAGGAGGAACAGCAGCCUUCAGAGCCUUGCACUGGCCGGCAGAUGGAGGGCAAUGUUGAAACCAAGGGGAACGAGGAGAUUCCUCGGGACGAGCACCAAGGAGGAAAUGACACGGUGUGAACUGUGAAUGUUUUCUUUAAGAAAAAAAUAAGAAUAAGUUAUUUUCAGUGGUUUGAUUAAGAGAACUCUUAAAAUAACUCCUCAGAAAAAGUUCAUUGGUUUUAAAUUUCUUGGUACCUGAUCUUUUUAAGGCCCUGUAUCGCCCUCUCCUGGCCGUUUCCCUGAACAGGUCUAUAAACACUGGAGAGUUCGAAGAAGCAGCUGUUCUCUGCACAUGGAAAUAAGUUGAUACUGUAUCCAUUAUCAGGCAGAGGGAAUUUGUGUCAUAUUGUAUCAAGUCUGCAAGACCAGACUCCUGUUUUUAUGACCAAUAGCUUGUUUUUCUUUGCAAAUCAAAGACAUUGUUAAGAGUGCACUUCCAUAUCAGAAGUAUCUGUCAUGUACAAAGGACUUUGGAAAUACUGAAUGCUGGGUUGAAAAAAAUCUAAAUAUUAUUAAAUUUCAUAUAUACAUAUAUAUAUUUGCAGAUACAUACAAUGUUCUGGCAUCAUACCAAAUCCCUUUCACUAGGUUAAAAUGAUGUACUUUGCCUAUCUAGUUUUCCUUUGUAUGUCGGUCUAAUUCUCUGCUUGUCUUUUAUUUUGUAUUCUACAAAAUAUCACAGUGCUACUGUGGAGUGGCUCAGGUCCUCAGCAAUUAUGCACAGAAAUGUUAAGAAAAUAAACCGCUUCCUUCUUCUAUA
Molecule: messenger RNA, 1742 nt
Organism: Perca fluviatilis (European perch)
Lineage: Eukaryota; Metazoa; Chordata; Actinopteri; Perciformes; Percidae
Exons: 6
Coding region: 11-1060 (349 amino acids)
Biological process (GO): protein localization to endosome; skeletal muscle contraction; retrograde transport, endosome to Golgi
Cellular component (GO): WASH complex; early endosome
Molecular function (GO): phosphatidylinositol phosphate binding; actin filament binding; retromer complex binding
Source: RefSeq, a predicted model, not a curated record